AUGGCGUCUUCUCCACGCGGGUGGCUCGUGUACGCUGUGCUACUGCUUGCGCUGGCCGGGGCCGCGUACGCCCAAUAUUACGUCAACGUCGACGGGGCCGAGAUGUUGGUGAAGAGGUCGGACCCGGAGCACGCGUUCAAGCGCAACAACAACAACCUCAACAACAUGUUCCGCAUCGGCAAACGGAAAUUGGGGAAUAUGAUGCGGUUGGGA
Molecule: messenger RNA, 213 nt
Organism: Mesorhabditis spiculigera
Lineage: Eukaryota; Metazoa; Nematoda; Chromadorea; Rhabditida; Rhabditidae
Source: the annotation of a GenBank genome assembly